CCGACAGUGAGAACAUACUAACAACUUUCGAUAGGCAGCUGUCGGACGUGUCACAAUUAGAACGCAAAAGCAAAACAGCGGUGCCGCGCAUUUAUUAACAAUAAAAGAAGAGCUUUAUAAUCCAUAGACAAUGGCUGAUGAACAACCCAAUCUUGUUGCUGGACACCCACCUGCAUUGAAGGCAGGCGGUAAGAGAAUUGUACAGCACAAGACACCCAAUGCUGAACGUGCGCCGAAGGAUGCCGAGGACUGCACUGGGCUUACGCAACCCAUUGCCGUGAACUCGGGAUCGGUGAGCGGUGCCCUCGUUAAGGGUAACACGGACUUUACGCCCGCCUCCGCUCAGGUGGCCCACUCGCCCAAGCCCCCAGUUGCUGUGCAGCAUAAGCCCCAGAACCACAUCCAGCAGCCACGCAAGUGAUAAGGACUCCGGUCGGCCAACUAUUAUCAUUAUCCUAACUUUUUGAUCUUUUGUUAAAAUUCUAUAAGUCCUCAAUGGUAUUGAAGUCGUCUAUGAAAGCGAUAUUUACUUUAUAUGCAUUUCCUACUGCAUUCCAUAAAUGAAUUAUGCUGAUUCUCUGAGUUAAUAUUUUUAAUAAACUUUAUCCCUUUUUAUAGAAA
Molecule: messenger RNA, 621 nt
Organism: Drosophila rhopaloa
Lineage: Eukaryota; Metazoa; Arthropoda; Insecta; Diptera; Drosophilidae
Product: death-associated protein 1
Exons: 4
Coding region: 131-421 (96 amino acids)
Biological process (GO): negative regulation of autophagy; apoptotic signaling pathway; cellular response to amino acid starvation
Molecular function (GO): death domain binding
Source: RefSeq, a predicted model, not a curated record